GUUGCGCAAGAAAAAUAAAACGCAUAGAAGCUAGCUCAACGCUAACAAAACAUUUGGAGAUAAAGAAACCAAAAAUAUUUCCAAAUCUAACCGAAUAAAGGCACAAAAUCAACAGUUUCCUGUCCUGUCCUCCUCAACUUCUCUUGGUGCUUGUACCUGACUCGCCGCCGCUCUCUGAUCAAAAAUCAGAUCAGGCCGUUACACGCCGACGUCCUCGCAAUCCGGACAAACCAUUCGUGCCGGCUGACAGUGGAAUUAUUUUGAAUUAUUGAUGCUGUAGAACCGUACCUGUCCUCAACACCUGCCUUUACUGUAAUUAGAGCUGCACUGCUGAGGGAUCAGCCUGCGGCGCUUUGACGACUCCACUUUGACCUCACGCCGAUCGGCAUAAAGCACCGCUGAAGUAAAGUUUGUUGAAUAAAUGCGUCAGAUUCACUGGCGGCUUCGGUUUCUCCGCGGGAUCAUCUGAAAAUUUGCCCCACUUCUCCUCAGCAGAUCUCGUUACCCCAUGUAUAUUUCAUCAGGACAGGACAGCAGCCAAUCGGGUUCGCUCGUACGAUCCAUUUAAAUAAGACCCGCCCACUUUGGGAGGAACGUGAAGGAGGCGGGGCGUCGCUCUGAGAGGUUUGGGCCAAUCAGAAGGCGGGGGGUCUUCCUGAUACCUGUUGAUCCAGGAGGGGGUCGGGUUACAGUCGGCUUGGCGGCGGGGGGAAGCUGCCGGUCCAGUCUGCCGGGGUUUCUGCCGCCGUGUCAGGGGGCCUCGGGAGGGAGGGGGAAGCACCAUGAGCGCCUCUCAACCUGCCGCUCCCCCGUCGUCCCCCGCAGGACCCACCAUCGAGUGGCUGGAGCCCAAAGUGCCCGACAUCCUGAAGAACGGCAGCAGCUCCCUCAGCAGCUUCGCCACGGGGGAGGGUCCGCUGGAGGGGGCGGCGCUGGAGCUGAACAGCCCCGAGUCCUGCAGCUUCUCUACGGAGCAGGAGGAGAUCGAUCCAGACGAUGAGCUGGAGGACUCCUUCACGGACAAGGAGGAGGACCUGGGGGCUGUGGAGGAGGAGCGCAGCGUCAUCCUACACCUGCUGUCGCAGCUGAAGCUGGGCAUGGACCUCACGCGGGUGGUCCUCCCCACUUUCAUCCUGGAGAAGCGCUCCCUGCUGGAGAUGUACGCCGACUUCAUGUCCCACCCGGAACUCUUCAUCGCCAUCACGGACGGCGGCAGCCCCGAGGACCGCAUGGUCCGCUUCGUCGAGUACUACCUCACCUCCUUCCACGAGGGCCGCAAGGGCGCCAUUGCCAAGAAGCCCUACAACCCCAUCAUCGGCGAGACCUUCCACUGCUCCUGGAAGGUGGCGCGGGGGGAGGACGCCUCCGGGGAGCCCCCGCAGGGGAACUCGGAGGAGCCGUACCUGCUGCGCUUCGUGGCUGAGCAAGUGUCCCAUCAUCCCCCCGUGUCGGGCUUCUACGCCGAGUGCGAGGAGAAGAGGAUGUGUGUGAACACGCACGUGUGGACCAAGAGCAAGUUCAUGGGCAUGUCUAUCGGGGUGUCCAUGAUCGGGGAAGGUGAGGUCGUUUUUGUUAGGCCUUCUUUUAUCUUCAAAGUCUGAGUAGGUUCUGGGAAUCUCGGGGUAACUCACGAUACCGAUGGAUCUAGACGUGAAAAACAUUGCAAUAAUCAUUAUUUUGCCUCGGGAAU
Molecule: messenger RNA, 1690 nt
Organism: Oryzias melastigma (Indian medaka)
Lineage: Eukaryota; Metazoa; Chordata; Actinopteri; Beloniformes; Adrianichthyidae
Product: oxysterol-binding protein-related protein 11
Exons: 3
Coding region: 783-1601 (272 amino acids)
Cellular component (GO): cytosol; membrane; intracellular membrane-bounded organelle
Molecular function (GO): sterol binding
Source: RefSeq, a predicted model, not a curated record